ACGGCGGACGGUACGCGAUUUGAAAAGAACAACCGGAAUCCGCGGGUUGGUUUCGAAGUGGCGAGAUAACGCGAGUCGGGGGCAGAAACGGUGAUAAAAAAUCGAUGCGAGGAUCCGGGUGCCGGUGGUACCAGUGAGAUGUUCACGCGGUACGACGCGUCGCGUACUUCGAUAUCCGGUGGUUGUUGGUGUUGCUGAUCGUGUAUUAAUAUUGAAACAACCUUUUUGUGUCCUUUGGUUAUGGGUGAUUAGGAUACGGCCUGAUAAGCGGUCGACAACAAAACUCCAAAAAGAGAUAACCAAUUUGGGGUCCGGCGCUUAAAUGAGUCGAACGUGUUUUAAUUUACGCACCGCAACACUUACGACAUAAUUAUUUAGGAUUAAAAUACUGAUACUCCGCUCAUAAUGGACGCAAACCCGGGACCGAAUAAUGGACCAGACCAAAUUUUGGAAGCUGAAAGUACCACAACAACAGAUAUCACAUCCAGAGUAAAAUUACGAAUUCCAGAAAAUGGCAAGGCCAUUGAAACAACUCCUCCGGUCUCAGUUCCCGGUCUCUUACAUAGAGCCGCCAAGAAGUACGGCGACAACGUUGCUCUUGCAUACAAAGAACAAAACAAAUGGAACACUAUUACAUAUACAGAAUAUCUUAAACAAGUGAGAACAUGUGCCAAGGCGUUUCUGCACCUAGGUUUAGAGAGAAGCCAUUCAGUUUGUAUUAUAGGAUUUAAUAGUCCCGAGUGGUUUAUAUCAGACCUGGCAGCUAUAUUUGCAGGUGGAAUUGCUACGGGUAUUUACACAACUAACUCCAGUGAAGCGUGCUUCCAUUGUGCCAACACCAGUAAUGCCAAUAUUAUCGUUUGUGAAGAUGAAAAGCAAUUGGAGAAGAUCCUUGCCAUUAAAUCCAGAUUGCCCCAACUGAAAGCUAUAAUACAAUAUGUCGGUGAACCAAAGGCUGAAGGUGUUUUGAGUUGGAAGCAAGUCAUGGAAAUUGGUGAAAAGGAAGACGAUCAAAGGUUGGAUGAGGUGCUAAAAACAGUCGCCGUCAACGAAUGUUGUACCCUCGUGUACACGUCAGGUACAGUGGGAAAUCCUAAGGGUGCCAUGUUGAGUCACGACAACCUGACGUGGGACGCGUUGGCGAUUUCCGAAAGGGUAGACAUGCACGAAGGCAAGGAGGUCAUCGUCAGCUUUCUUCCUUUAAGCCACGUGGCAGCUCAGGUUGUGGACAUAUAUCUUACGAUGACCAUGGGAGCAGCCGUCUAUUUCGCCGACAAAAAUGCUCUGAGAGGCAGCUUAGUGAACACCCUCCAAGAAGUACAACCCACCAAGUUCCUGGCUGUGCCCAGAGUUUACGAGAAGAUUUACGAAAAGAUGCAGCAAAUUGCGGCUCAGAAUGGAUACCUCAAAAAAACUAUUGCUGGUUGGGCUAAGCGUCAAGCUCUGGAGUACCAUUUGGGAAGACUUAAUGGUGCGCAGGCGCCCGGCUGGGGUUACUCCAUAGCCUCCAACUUAAUAUUUAAAAAAAUUAAACAGGCUUUAGGCUUAAGCAGAUGUACUUAUUGCGUGUCGGCAGCUGCCCCCCUAUCGGCUGAUAUCAAGAAGUAUUUCCUCAGCAUAGAUCUGCCAAUCAGCGAGUGCUUCGGCAUGUCGGAAGCCAGCGGGGCACACACCAUUUGCACCGAAUCCGAAUGGAAUUUGGAGACCAUCGGCAAAACAAUCCCCGGCAUGAAAUCCAAGAUCGCCAAUCCUGAGGUCAGUGGCCAAGGGGAACUGUGCAUGUACGGCAGGCACGUCUUCAUGGGCUACUUGAACGAAAGAGCCAAAACUGAGGAAGCUUUGGAUGAAGACGGUUGGUUCCAUACCGGUGAUCUUGGAAGAAUAGAUGAAAAUGGAUUCGUUUACAUCACUGGCAGGCUCAAGGAGCUGCUCAUCACCGCCGGAGGUGAGAACAUAGCACCUGUGCCCAUUGAACAAAUGGUCCAGGGUGAGCUCCCGCACAUCAGCAACGCGUUCCUAAUCGGCGACAAACGGAAGUUCCUGUCUGUUCUGUUGACUUUCAAGACCGACGUCGACUCCGAAACUGGAAAGCCUUUGGAUACCUUGUUGCCCACCGUGCAAGAAUGGCUGAAAAGCUUAGGAUGUCCGGCCAAGACAGUGAGUGAGAUCCUUCAGGCUGGCCCAGACUCUCGCCUCUUGGACGCACUGAAGGAAGGCAUCGACAGAGUGAACCUUCAAGCUGUCUCCAACGCCCAACGUAUCCAGAAAUUGUCCAUCUUACCGGCGGACUUUUCAAUUCCCACAGGCGAAUUAGGUCCAACCAUGAAAGUUAAAAGGCGAAUAGUGGAAGAAAAGUAUUCUGCAAUCAUAGAAAAAAUGUAUGAGUAAAAUCACCACAAAAAAGUUAUGCUCAUUAUAUAAUGUUAGAGGACGUAAUCAGGGGGAAAUACUCUAAUGAUAUAAAAUUAUUUUUUUACUUAAAAGUUAUGUGCAAAUAUGUAUACAUAUGUAUAUUAUAUUAUUUUACAAAGUAA
This is a messenger RNA of Aethina tumida (small hive beetle), 2534 nucleotides long. RefSeq names its product long-chain-fatty-acid--CoA ligase ACSBG2 (gene bgm). NCBI's taxonomy places the organism in Eukaryota, Metazoa, Arthropoda, Insecta, Coleoptera, Nitidulidae. Gene Ontology annotation, cellular component: endoplasmic reticulum; membrane. The transcript is spliced from 9 exons. The record is from RefSeq and is a predicted model, not a curated record. Gene Ontology annotation, molecular function: long-chain fatty acid-CoA ligase activity. The coding region runs from base 406 to 2388 and encodes 660 amino acids.